Molecule: messenger RNA, 6431 nt
Organism: Peromyscus leucopus (white-footed mouse)
Lineage: Eukaryota; Metazoa; Chordata; Mammalia; Rodentia; Cricetidae
Gene: Atp8b1
Product: ATPase phospholipid transporting 8B1
Biological process (GO): phospholipid translocation; Golgi organization
Cellular component (GO): plasma membrane
Molecular function (GO): ATP binding; magnesium ion binding; ATP hydrolysis activity
Source: RefSeq, a predicted model, not a curated record
ACGGCGGGGCCCGCCCCCGGCCCCAGCUCCAGCUUGGUCCCCAAGCCGCGCGCGGCCACGGCCGCUGCCAGGGGGAGGCGAGAGGCUCCUCCCUGGAGCAGAGAAACCAGUUUGUCCGGUCGGGCAGAGCGGAGGGAAAAGGACGGCCGCCGAGGAAGGGCGCACUGACGCGGGGCGGGGGAAGGCGGGGAGCCCUUGGCGAAGCCACGAGAGCCGGAGGAGUCGCGGCCAACUGGACAGGCUUCCCGGGGCCCCCGGCCAGCCCCUGUGUGCCAUGCAGCGCUAGCGCAGCGGCAGCGCUGGGGCCGGGCGGGAGGCGGCCAGGUGCGCACAAGCCUUGGAGCGGCGCGCACCCCGCGGAUGCCCCAGCCGGGGCCCAGUGAGCACUAGGUAGUUCCAAUCUGCCAGCAGAAUGACCUCAGAAAGAGACUCAGAAACAACAUUUGAUGAGGACUCCCAGCCCAACGAUGAAGUGGUUCCCUACAGUGAUGAUGAAACUGAAGAUGAACUCGAUGAUCAGGGGCCUGCCCUUGAACCGGAACAGAACCGUAUGAACAGAGAAGCAGAGGACAAGCGGGAGACGUUCCGGAAAGAUUGCACAUGGCAAGUCAAAGCAAAUGACCGGAAAUUCCAUGAACAACCUCAUUUUAUGAACACCAAGUUCUUUUGUAUUAAGGAGAGCAAAUAUGCGAAUAAUGCAAUUAAAACAUACAAGUACAACGGACUUACCUUUCUACCCAUGAAUUUGUUUGAACAAUUUAAGCGAGCAGCCAAUUUCUAUUUCCUGAUCCUUCUUAUCUUGCAGGCAAUUCCUCAAAUCUCUACCCUGGCAUGGUAUACCACACUGGUACCACUACUUCUGGUGCUGGGCAUCACAGCAGUCAAAGACCUGGUAGAUGAUGUGGCUCGCCACAAAAUGGACAAGGAAAUCAACAAUAGGACAUGUGAAGUCAUUAAGGAUGGCAGGUUCAAAAUCAUCAAGUGGAAAGACAUCCAAGUCGGAGACGUCCUUCGUUUGAAGAAGAAUGAUUUUAUUCCUGCUGACAUUCUGCUGCUGUCCAGCUCAGAGCCCAACAGCCUCUGCUAUGUAGAAACGGCUGAGCUCGAUGGAGAAACCAAUUUGAAGUUCAAAAUGGCCCUUGAAAUCACAGACCAGUAUCUCCAAAAAGAAGAGAACUUGGCAGCAUUUGAUGGUUUCAUCGAAUGUGAAGAACCCAACAACCGGCUAGACAAGUUCACGGGAACACUGUUUUGGAGGAAACGGAGCUUUCCUUUGGAUGCUGACAAAAUCCUGUUACGUGGCUGUGUGAUCAGGAACACCGAUGUCUGCCAUGGCUUGGUCAUUUUUGCAGGUGCUGACACUAAGAUAAUGAAGAAUAGUGGGAAAACCAGAUUUAAAAGAACGAAAAUUGAUUACUUGAUGAACUACAUGGUGUACACGAUCUUCAUUGUACUCAUCCUGGUUUCUGCCGGCCUUGCCAUUGGCCACGCUUACUGGGAAGCACAAGUUGGCAAUUAUUCCUGGUACCUCUAUGAUGGAGAAAAUGCCACACCCUCCUACCGGGGGUUCCUGAAUUUCUGGGGCUACAUCAUUGUGCUGAACACCAUGGUGCCCAUCUCUCUCUAUGUCAGCGUGGAAAUUAUCCGUUUGGGACAGAGUCAUUUCAUCAACUGGGACCUGCAGAUGUACUACGCUGAGAAGGACACCCCUGCAAAGGCGAGGACCACCACACUGAAUGAGCAGCUGGGGCAGAUUCAUUAUAUCUUCUCGGAUAAGACGGGGACACUCACGCAAAAUAUCAUGACCUUCAAAAAGUGCUGCAUUAACGGGCAAAUCUAUGGAGACCAUCGGGAUGCUUCUCAACACAGCCAUAGCAAAAUAGAGCUAGUGGAUUUUAGCUGGACAUUUGCUGAUGGGAAGCUUGCAUUCUAUGACCAUUAUCUGAUCGAGCAAAUCCAGUCAGGGAAGGAGCCAGAAGUCCGGCAGUUCUUCUUCUUGCUUUCUAUCUGCCAUACGGUCAUGGUGGACAGAAUUGAUGGCCAGAUCAACUACCAGGCGGCCUCUCCUGAUGAAGGCGCCUUGGUAAACGCCGCCAGGAACUUUGGCUUUGCCUUCCUCGCCAGGACGCAGAACACUAUCACCGUCAGUGAACUGGGCACAGAAAGGACCUACAGUGUGCUCGCCAUUUUGGACUUCAACAGUGACCGGAAGCGGAUGUCUAUCAUUGUGAGAACCCCAGAAGGGAGUAUCAGGCUGUACUGUAAAGGCGCUGACACCGUAAUUUAUGAACGGCUCCAUCGGAUGAAUCCUACGAAGCAGGAAACACAGGAUGCCCUGGAUGUCUUUGCUAGUGAAACUCUCAGAACCCUGUGCCUGUGCUACAAGGAAAUUGAAGAAAAAGAAUUUGCAGAAUGGAAUAAAAAGUUUAUGGCUGCCAGCGUGGCCUCAGUCAACCGGGAUGAAGCUUUGGAUAAAGUGUAUGAAGAGAUUGAGAAGGACUUGAUUCUCUUGGGAGCCACAGCUAUUGAAGACAAGCUACAGGACGGAGUUCCAGAAACCAUUUCAAAACUUGCAAAAGCUGACAUUAAGAUCUGGGUACUUACAGGAGACAAAAAGGAAACGGCAGAAAACAUAGGUUUUGCCUGUGAACUUCUGACAGAAGAUACUACUAUCUGCUAUGGUGAGGACAUAAAUUCUCUUCUUCACACGAGGAUGGAGAAUCAAAGAAACAGAAGUGGCGUCUCUUCGAAAUUUGUACCCCCUGUGUAUGAACCUUUUUUUCCACCUGGAGAAAACCGUGCCUUAAUCAUCACUGGCUCUUGGUUGAAUGAGAUCCUUCUAGAGAAAAAGACCAAGCGAGGUAACAUCCUAAAGCUGAAGUUCCCAAGGACGGAGGAAGAGAGGAGGAUGCGGACCCAGAGUAAGAGAAGGCUGGAAGAGAAGAAGGAGCAGAGACAGAAGAACUUUGUGGACCUGGCCUGUGAGUGCAGCGCCGUCAUCUGCUGCCGCGUGACCCCCAAGCAGAAGGCCAUGGUGGUCGAUCUGGUGAAGAGGUACAAGAAGGCCAUCACGCUGGCCAUUGGAGACGGGGCCAAUGACGUGAACAUGAUCAAAACUGCCCACAUUGGUGUUGGAAUAAGUGGACAAGAAGGAAUGCAAGCUGUCAUGUCCAGUGACUAUUCUUUUGCUCAGUUCAGAUAUCUACAGAGGUUGCUGCUGGUCCAUGGCCGGUGGUCUUACAUAAGGAUGUGCAAGUUCCUCCGAUACUUCUUUUACAAGAACUUUGCAUUUACUUUAGUUCAUUUCUGGUACUCCUUCUUCAAUGGCUACUCGGCACAGACGGCGUAUGAGGACUGGUUUAUCACCCUGUACAAUGUGCUGUACUCCAGUCUGCCCGUGCUCCUCAUGGGGCUGCUUGACCAGGACGUGAGUGACAAACUGAGUCUCCGAUUCCCUGGGUUGUAUGUAGUGGGACAGAGGGACUUGCUAUUCAACUAUAAGAGAUUCUUUGUCAGUCUGCUGCAUGGGGUCUUGACAUCCAUGGUCCUCUUCUUCAUACCACUUGGCGCUUACCUACAAACGGUGGGACAGGAUGGAGAGGCACCUUCAGACUACCAGUCCUUUGCCGUCACAGUGGCCUCAGCCCUAGUAAUAACCGUCAAUUUCCAGAUUGGCUUGGAUACUUCUUACUGGACUUUUGUGAAUGCUUUUUCAAUUUUUGGAAGCAUUGCGCUGUACUUUGGCAUCAUGUUUGAUUUCCAUAGUGCGGGGAUACAUGUUCUCUUUCCGUCCGCAUUUCAGUUCACAGGUACGGCUUCCAAUGCCCUGAGACAGCCAUAUAUUUGGUUGACCAUCAUCCUGACGGUGGCUGUGUGCUUGUUGCCUGUCGUUGCCAUCCGUUUCUUGUCAAUGACCAUUUGGCCAUCAGAAAGUGACAAGAUCCAGAAGCAUCGGAAGCGAUUGAAGGCUGAAGAGCAGUGGAAACGGCCUCAGAACGUGUUCCGGAGGGGAGCAUCUUCCAGGCGCUCGGCCUAUGCCUUCUCGCACCAGAGGGGCUAUGCGGACCUCAUCUCCUCCGGCCGCAGCAUCCGCAAGAAGCGCUCGCCCCUGGAUGCCAUCAUCGCAGAAGGCACUGCUGAGUACAGACGCACCGUGGAGAGCUGAGCGCUGGAGGAGAUGUCUUUUUUUUUUUAAUGAAAGACUCAGGACCUUUUUUUUAAAACAAACAAAAGCAAACUGAACUUGUCCCAGAGGACAAUAACCUUAAUAACAAACUUCUAGGGUUGAGCUGUUAAGCAGUAGCUAAGCCAUGCGACCACCUAUUUUAUUCAGCCGACUAUGUCUGCUGAGGUUCAAAGGGAACGUCUUAAUCCAGGCUCAAUCGAGGACAACAGAAUUGAGAGAAGUCUCCGGUUUCAGCUGAAAGGAUACUACGGCACUAUAAAAUUACAACGACGCUGUCCUAUCUGUGACCUCAAACAUGGAUUUUUUUUAAAAUGCACUUCCCGCCGCUUGUCACUUUGUUUAAAAAAAAAAGUCUGUUGUUUAAUGUAUGAGUGUAGUAAGAAAAGAUUCGUCGUGUUUAUCACCUGACACAAAGUGGUUUGGUGACAUUUUCAGAGCUGGUGAUUGGCUUCAUGUUGCUUUAUACCAAGUUAUAAAAUUUGAAACAAGUUUCCUUGAUUGAAUGCUUAAGUACAAAGUUUUGUUCUAGCUUUGAUUUACUACCGGGUUGAGUAACGCAUUACGUAAUUUUACUAUUUCAUGUUUUAGCAUUUCCCUGCCGUACCAAGUGGUUUGACUCCCUACUUUAAUUUUCCAAAAUUGACUUUUAAAAGCCCCAAGACGGUAUCAACUAGAAUUAAGUAAGUUCCAUUUAGAUAAAACAGUUGUGGCCUUGGUUGCGCAGUAGAGGACAACGGAUAAUGAUAAUGGAAUAUAUAUUUCUGAGAUGCUCGAUGAAAGGGAUCGGAAUGUUUUCAACGCAAAGAAGGGAUACUGUUUGAAGAAAUGGACAAACCCUGAUGUCCACGUUGUACGGUAUACACAUACCCCAUGGCAGGCUGCCUUGUGGCUUGGUAGUAGAGCCAGGGCCCUAGGUCCCAUCUCAGUACCAAAAGGAAGAAAUACCGCAUGGUGUCCCAUAAAUAUGCCCAAUUAUGGACCAAUUAAAAUGAACUAUUUGGAAAAGAACAGGAAAUUGCCUACUGAAAAUUUAGUUGUGGAUUCCUCUAGAAGACACCACUUUAGCUCUUACAAGCCACUGGAUACAUUAGGGGGCAGACAUACUUCGGGCUUGACUGUUAACUGGUGGGAAAGUCCUACUACCACACAGAAGAGGCGAGAGCAACAUUGUACCAAGUCUACAAAGUGUAUUCAAACUGCUGCCUGCAGCCACACCCCGCCAAGGGUAACUAUGAAUGUGGCCCAACGCAAAAACUGUAAAUUCCCUUAAAAUGUUAUGAGGCUGUGUGUACGCAUUCACAUGAAUGAUUCCAUUGCUUGGUUCUCUAGUGAGAGCUUUGUACAAAUUGUCUGUCACAAUGUCUGGAGAUUGGAUGUACCCGGUAGGGAGCCUUUGCGGGGUGGGGUGGGGGUGGGGACGACUUUUCCUUUGUGUUUCCUGGAAGUGAAGGGGAGGUCUCCUGUUCAAAACAGGAAAGUUUAAACAACCAAACCAAAAGGCCAGAGAGGGCACUGACGAUACAUUUGGCACUAUUUUACAGAGUCGUCUGUUAAAAAGAAAAUGUUUGUGUGUGCCCCUUCCUACAAAGUAUUGUGUGUGAGUCUUUUAGGAUCCUCAGGCUGGCAUAUCUGUCUUAUGUCUAAGACAAAAGAACAGUAUUUUUUAUUUUGAAAAAAAUUGGGUAAGGAAAAUAUCCUUGAAAAGGUAACUAAUUUUUUUUUCAUGGACUCUUCUCAUUUUUAUGUCUCACAAAACAGUUUUCCUACUCUAGUCAAGAUAUAGAUGGGUUGCAGUAGGUUAUUUUUUUCCCCUUGCAAAUGUUUAUAUCAGUCUGUGAACUCCCAAGAGGAAAUCAUGUGUAUAGUUCAUCUUCUGUACACAGGAUAGGACAAUUUAAUUGUAAUUUUAUAAUGCAUUGUCUAGGUAUGAUGAAAGAAUGUACGCCUAUCCUAUGGAGGUAAAUUUCUGAAAGUUUACAACUUUACCUUGUAAAUAAGAAUUGUAUGUUUUUCUUUUUUUUUUUAAGAGAAAAUUUAGCUUGUGAAUUUUGUCAGUUUCAAGUUUCACUUUCUUUUUUUUUUUGAAUGGUGGGAAAGGUUGACAAUGCAUAUGUGUCAAAGACUUAUACUGUUGGGUGCAAUAUUAAUAAUUUUAAAAUGCAAAUCAUAAAUUAUUUCUAUAUGCUGUAAAUCUGAGAUUUAAUGUAUAUUUUUGUUUAAAAAAUAAAUGCUUUAGUAAAAUAUU